Messenger RNA from Asparagus officinalis (garden asparagus), 782 nucleotides. RefSeq names its product V-type proton ATPase subunit G 1-like. The transcript is spliced from 4 exons. Gene Ontology annotation, molecular function: proton-transporting ATPase activity, rotational mechanism. The record is from RefSeq and is a predicted model, not a curated record. Bases 168 to 500 code for a protein of 110 amino acids. Gene Ontology annotation, cellular component: vacuolar proton-transporting V-type ATPase complex. Lineage: Eukaryota; Viridiplantae; Streptophyta; Magnoliopsida; Asparagales; Asparagaceae. Gene Ontology annotation, biological process: proton transmembrane transport.
CCUGAACCCGAACUCUCUCCAAGUCUCCGAAAGUCCAACCUCACCCUGCAGCUGCCGCCACCCGCCAGCCCACUUCGCCCGCUAGUACCGUCUCAACGGUUCAUCUCCAAACCCUCGGAGAGAACGAAUCCAUCUCCUUGCGAUUCUCCUUCCAAGUUCUGGUAGUGAUGGCUUCAAGCACACGUCAAGGUGGAAUUCAGCAAUUGUUGGCUGCCGAGCAGGAAGCUCAACACAUUGUUAACAAUGCCAGGAAUGCAAGGAUGGCCAGGCUGAAGCAGGCGAAGGAAGAAGCUGAGAAGGAGGUUGCUGAAUUCCGUGCCCACAUGGAAGCUGAGUUCCAGAAGAAGCUUGCUGCGAGCAGCGGAGAUUCUGGUGCUAAUGUAAAGCGCCUUGAACAAGAAACUGCGAGCAAAAUCCUCCAGCUGAAGGAACAAUCAUCAAGUAUCUCUCGGGAUGUGGGUAAUAUGCUCUUGAGGCACGUCACAACCGUAAAGAAUUAGCUUUUAGCUUUAAUGGUAGUGAAGGAAUAUUCAAGAUAUUAAUGAAUAUAUGUAUGUGUUAUGAGGAAAUCUCUCCCCAGAUCUUAUAAUCUUUUUGUUUGAUAGACCUGGAGUCUGUGGAAAUAAGGAGCCUAGGACGACUCUUAUAAUUCCUAAAUUUUCUUGUUGCCUGCAAUCGUUCCUCUAUCAAUUAUUCAGACUAGUUGGUCUGCAAUAAAAUUUGUCUAUGUUUGCUGUGAAGGAAUUUUUCAUCAAUCAGCUGAAAUACUUCAUUUUUAGUCA